Naumovozyma castellii is the source of this 2022-nucleotide messenger RNA. RefSeq lists its product as uncharacterized. The transcript has a single exon. The coding region runs from base 1 to 2022 and encodes 673 amino acids. The record is from RefSeq and is a predicted model, not a curated record. NCBI's taxonomy places the organism in Eukaryota, Fungi, Ascomycota, Saccharomycetes, Saccharomycetales, Saccharomycetaceae.
AUGUCUGUACCACCAGAAUUUUCCAAGAAGGACUCUUCGAGUUCUCUGACAAGCGCCCAUUCAGAUUCCGCCUCAAAGGUCGAAUUACACAACAACAAGAAUAACAUUUUAGAUAGAGUCACGGUCUUCGCCAAGACUUUCCCGCGCAGACUCUUCCAAACAAUAAGAAGAAACAAAGCAUAUCAAUUACUUGCCCUUCUGCUAAUACUACUGCAAGUCAUAUUAGUCACCAGACCAGACUCCAUCACUGACACGGUCGGAUAUUAUUCAGCGUCUUUUAGCAACCCUGCAGUCGUUGAACAUAAGAAGGAUCUGCUGAACGUGGAUGUCUCCAAGAUUUUGAGAUUUAAAAGAUGGGCCAAGUCUCCAGUGAGUAAAAAUGUACAAAAGCAAAAAUUCACCUCUAAAUUGGUCACUGGGUUCGUUAAUAAUAUCGAUAUCACUAAGCAAAAAUUGAAACGUAAGAAUAAGAAGGAUCAUCCUCAGGAUUCAAACGUCCAUGAAGGGUACGAAAACUUGGCUUCAUGUGAAGAUUUCGCUUACACUGCUCCAAUGGAACAUGCAGAUUGGAGUGAUAUCUUACAGGAUGACUUGAUUACCGCUAGACGUGAAAUGAUAAAGAAAGGUGGACUCAUGGCUAAGGAAGUUCAACAUGAAAGUGAAAAGGAUUGGUCUGAAGAGAAAAUCAUUAAGGAACAUUUUUUCAGAUUUGGUAGUUCUGCUGUUUGGUUGGAAUCUGAAGAAUGUUUUGUCAUGUAUACAAGAGUCAUGUAUUCAUUUAAGGGUAGUAAAAGAGAUGAUCAUUUUUCUUUCCUAAGAGGCCAAACUUUUGAUAGAGAUUGGAAUGAAAUUAAGGGUAAACGUAUCCCAUAUAAUGAUAUGCAAAUUCCAAAUGAUAUCGAACAAGAAAUUAAAUUACUUGAUGCUGCAUUAGAUCAAAAUCAAUGUGAUUCUCUUAAGAAUAAAGACAAUGAAAUGUUCCAUAAAUGUCAAGUGGAACAUACAAAGAAUUUCUUGAAAAACUCUAAAAGAAAAGAAGAGAUUUUAUCCAACUAUUUUAUAACUUAUCCAACAAAUGUUAAUGUUCCCUUUGAUCCAUCUAAGAACAUUCAUAAGGGUCCACAAGAUCCUCGUGUAAUUGUCAGAAAGACAAAUGAUAUGGAGGACCCCAUUAUUGUUUUCAAUAUGUAUGAUGAAGAUGAAAAAAAGAAGAGAAUGUUUGCAUUCCAUCCACAUAGAAGAGUGGAUCCAUUAAUUAAAUUGAUGAUCGAAGGUCAUCCAAUGCGUAAUGACGAAAAAAAUUGGGCCCCAUUCCUACAUGAGCACACCAAAGAAAGUGCAUUAUCUCGAGGUACACUCCAUUUCGUUUACAGUUUGAAACCUUUAGAAAUCUUAAAAUGUUCUCUAAAUGACGGUAAAUGUGAAGUAGUAUUUGGGGCUGACACUUUAGGUCUAGAAAAGGAUAAUUCCUAUGGUGAAAUGAGAGGUGGUUCACAAUGGAUCAAACUUCCUGACGUGCUACCAACUGUGAAAGAUAAGCAAAUAUGGGUUGGAUUUCCAAAGAUUCAUUUGUCACGUAGUGCCUGUCGUAAUCAUUAUUACAGACCUAUGUUAUCCGUCCUUGUGGAAAGCAAUGGUGUCUACAAUAUGGAUCUGGAAGUCCCAGUCCUAGAUUUCGGAUUGGAUGUUGCAUCAUGGGAUAUGAAGGGUAGUUAUUGUGAUUUGUUAAAUGUGUUAAACCCUAAUAAUAUUGCAUACUGGGAUGUGGUAAACCAAGAUCCACACACCAAAAAAUACGAAGAUUAUUUGGCAAUCACAAUGAGUGAAUCUGAUAUUUUCUCUAGAGUUAUGGUCAUAAGAGGUGUACUGGAUUAUAUUCUCGGGGCUUAUAAAGAGAAAGAAAUAAAGGAUAACUUCCAAGUUGAUGAAGAGUCUCCAAUAAUUCUGCGUAAAACUUUGAAAUGUAUAGCAGAUUAUGCUUCCGAACAGGCAAAGGAAUAUUCUGAAAGCCAUCCUCGUUAG